Molecule: messenger RNA, 2222 nt
Organism: Saccostrea cuccullata (small rock oyster)
Lineage: Eukaryota; Metazoa; Mollusca; Bivalvia; Ostreida; Ostreidae
Exons: 11
Coding region: 17-2038 (673 amino acids)
Source: RefSeq, a predicted model, not a curated record
AGGAUACCUUGAACGAAUGUAUAGGAUGACUGCUGAUAUAACUGUCAAACUUCUGCUCACACUAUUAGUGAAGGAUGUUUUAUCUGAACCCUGCAUAACAUCAAAUGAAACGUUGAAGUAUGUUGACCACUGUCCAACGACCAGGAAGGAAUGGCAAGAGCAAUCUCUGCAGAAAAACUGCAAUAAGAUAAACCAGAACUGUACUGAGAGGAACAAUUUCCAGUACCACUGCUUAAUCAAUGAACUAGUAAAUCAAACAGUUGAAGUAUGUGCUCCAGUUACAGAAAUACUUGGGCAUAAAUGUGCAGAGUAUAACGUUAUUGGAACAAGAAUUCAGGAUAAUGCAGUUUUGAAUUGCACAGAUUGUCCAUUCAGAUUCAAUUCAAACGAGGCUUUUAAAUAUCAACAGUGCUACCAAAACGCCAUUCAACGCCAGGCAACAGAAAACGGGACUGGAGCGCAGUGUGAUAAUUUAACAGAAGACAAGGUCUCUUUUUUUGCCUGUCUCACUGCACUCGUAGUUUCAGUUGUCAUCAACAUUGCAUUUUGUGUCGCUUUUUCCUAUUUUCGACGACGGCAUCCAAAGAAAAAGAAGUCUGAUGAAAAUUAUGAAGGGACUGAAGGGACUGAACAAAUACAUCUCAUUUGUGAGGGAGAACCUACAGAUGUACAAGAAAGAAGUCAAGGAAACUCGGAAGCAUAUACGUGUACUGCUUCCUCUGGAUUCUCUCAAGAGGAUUUUAAAAACAUAUGUGUGGCAGGCAUUCAAUUAGGUGAUAGAAUCUGUGGCUUUGCCUUUUCCAAAGGAGACGAUCCUGCAGAAGUAAUUUUGAAAACCCGUGGCCAAUUUCCAAUACCAUUUACAACCACGAGACUUUUACUUAAAAACGGAGAAGUUGUAGUCUAUGGCUAUGAUGCUCUUGAUACGUACAUAGAUUGUUGCAAAAAAAGAACUGCAGAUAACUACAUUUACUUUGAUCACCUUUUUCUAGAACAAGACGAGCAAGAUAAUGAGAUAUAUGUCAGAGACUGCAAUGAUAAAAAAGUAAAGGCAGAAGAAAUUAUCACAAAAUUCCUUAAAUGUGCCAUAACUAGUGCCAAAGAUGAAAUCAAUGAUAAAAUUUACAAGUCAAAAAGUCCUCCUGCUGAUAUUCACUUCAUAUUUACCGUCCCGAAUCGCUGGGGAAAGAAGAAACACGAGGCUAUGAAGAAAAUUAUCAAACAGCUUUUUCAAGCCGAAUCUCCAAGGAAGAAGGUUGACAUUUUGUUUGCCUGUUUAAGCGUAACACCUUUUUUACAUGAAGUAAAAGAAGAAGUUCUGUGCCACAAUUUCAACGUGGAAAACUUAGCUUUUAUUGACGGAACAACCUAUGCAGUAUUAAAUGUUGGAACAUAUGCAUGCGAGAUCAGUUUUAUGACAGCUUUUAGUCACAAGACGGAUACAAUAUAUUACCAAAAUUUCCAGCAUUAUGGGGAAGACGAACCAGACAAACGCUUUUUGCGAAUUUUGAUUGAAAUCUUUUCAGAGAAACCAAUAGAUAGACUGAAAAGGGAUUAUCCGGGUGAUUACUAUACAAUGAUGCAAAGUUUUGAAAUGUGGCAGCUUGAUUGUGACAAAAGCACAACAGAUAUAAAAAUUCAGUUUUCAUCUAACUUCUUAAAUGCAGUUCAAAAUGAAACAGGUACUUUACCGAAAAAAAAACUGAAAUUGUCAGAGUAUAAUGAUAAAAUGAGAUUAGAGAUCUCUAAAGGAAAAACUUCUCUUUUCGUUAAGAAAGACGUAUUGAUGACGUGCUUUUCUAAGGUAGCAGAAAUUGCAUCUAAUUUAGCCAAGACAGAAAUUGUUCAAAAAACCGAAGUAGAUGUUAAAUGUCUUUGUGUCACAGGCAUAUAUUCAAAACCAAAGAUGGUGAAAGACUCUUUAAAACGAAGUUUUCCGAAAAGAACAGUUCUUUUUCCGUCGGUUCCAGAUUUAGUGGUAGCAAAAGGAGCUGCAUUCUACAGAUGUUCUCAACUUACUUCCCAAAAAAAUCAUUAAAUUGUGAAAUUUUAUUAUUUCAACUUGUGUGCCUCAAACAGUUGUUUUACAUGUAUAUAAAUGAUAUUGAAAGAUAAAAGACUAUGUCUUCAACCUGAUGAUGUUGAUGUUUAUUACUUUUAUAAAAAACCGUUUGUAUUAAUAAGUGGUGUAAUACAUGUGCAUAAAAUAAAUUAAAAGAUAA